Caenorhabditis sp. 36 PRJEB53466 is the source of this 408-nucleotide messenger RNA. The record is from the annotation of a GenBank genome assembly. Lineage: Eukaryota; Metazoa; Nematoda; Chromadorea; Rhabditida; Rhabditidae.
AUGAUCGAAAUCACAGUGAACGACCGUCUCGGCAAAAAGGUGCGAAUCAAGUGCAAUCCGUCGGACACGAUCGGCGAUUUGAAGAAACUGAUUGCCGCACAGACCGGAACAAGGUAAGAAUGCUGAAUUUUUUUGAGAUUUCUGGAAACAAUGGGUGUUUUUUCCAUUUUUCCUCAAAAUUUUCGAACAAAUGGGUCUUCGCUCAUGCUUCCCUAAAUUUAUGCGGGGUUCCAAUGCUCUUAACGAAUUUGUAGCUUUUUAACCUCGCAAAAUGCAUUCUCAUCGAUUUUUACUUCCAGGUGGGAGAAAAUCGUGCUGAAAAAGUGGUACACGAUCUACAAGGACCACAUCACUCUGAUGGACUACGAGAUUCACGAGGGAUUCAACUUCGAGCUCUACUAUCAAUGA